Anthostomella pinea is the source of this 1290-nucleotide messenger RNA. The record is from the annotation of a GenBank genome assembly. NCBI's taxonomy places the organism in Eukaryota, Fungi, Ascomycota, Sordariomycetes, Xylariales, Xylariaceae.
AUGAAGACCUCCACCAUUUUCCUCAUUGCCAGCUCCGCCGCAAUUCACGGCGCCUACGCCGGAUGCUACGGCGGUCUGAGCUGGGGCGCCGAGCGCAGCUACGCAAACCAGGCCGUCGACGACUUCUGCGACCCUUCCAAGCACACAAGCUUCACCCAGGAGGGCUUUUACGCCGGGCAGACCAAGGCUUACUGCUAUACCCUGUCUGCCGCGAAAAAGGCCGACUUUUCGGUCGUCUGGGGUGGCCAGGGGGACCACGACCUGGCUCAAAGCGACUGCGUUUUACGAUUCAAGAAUGAGAUCAAUGGCUGUGGCAGCGGCGGAAGUACUACGACAAGCGACUGGACAUUCACGGCCGAUCCCAAUGACGGUGCCUGCGACGCUCCGUCGGAGAAGAGGCAGGUUCGGUUCGCUGCGCCCAGUUUGUCGACCUCGUUAACGAAGAGCAAUGUCAUCUCUGGCAGCAGUUCCGGCAUCGAUAUGAACCGGCGGCGAUCGGUAUCAGCCGGACCGGACGGCGACGACCCUUACAAGUGGCAGAAUAACUGGGCCUUGAGUAAGAAGCUUCGGAACAAGGCCAUCAAGUCUGUCAAGGCGCAGUGGAUUGAACAGGGGCUUCUACCGGCGGAUCGAUUCCUUGGGCGCCAUCGUAGCAAAUGGCCAAAGAUCUGUGGAGAGGAUAUCUCCUACGAGGCCUCCCAGCCGAUCAACCAGUUCUAUCAUCAAGUCGAACGAGAGGUCGACAGGUUGCGGCCGCUUCGUCUGGGUACGCAGGACACGAACCAGAAGGCAUACGAAGCCGUCAAGAGCAGGUGGGAGAUGAGAGGCAUCUGGAUCAAGUCAUGGGGCGAAGUUCCCGGAAGGAUGUGGUGGCACGAAUACUCCAAACAAGAUCGUCGAGGCAACCCGGGCCUGACCCCAGACGAUCCUCCAGAAUUUCUACACAUUAUGUUGCAGCUAGGGCCCGGUUACGAGCCCCCGGAUCGUCUAGACGAGAACACAACCUUCCGACCAGCCCACUACCUCGACCCCUCGUACGAGGAGGACCUGAUCCGCAUGCGCGGCAUCAGUAAGAAGAAUAUAUUGGCCGAGCACGAGCUUAUCCAGGAGAGGAAGGUUGGUGGCACCAAACGCAAGCUGCCCAGGGAGUACGACGAAGAAGAACCAGAUCCGUCUGCGUUGACGUUGACACCUGGGACGUUCAAACAACGUCUCGAAGAUAUGGCCGAGUCGUCAUCCACGAGGCCCAUCAAGAAGAUGAAGCGACGCGGCGGACGGGAGCAAGACUGA